GUGUCUAGCUUUGCGAGGAGUUUGAGCACGUGGCAUCAGCCCGGCGCAGUGAACCCGCCGAGCCACAGGUUUCUACGCCUGUUCCCAACAUCUCUUCCUCUCUUCCCCUCGAGCAAGAGCUCAUCCAUAUCCUCCAUUCCCCCUCGACCCAAGAGACCAACCGGGCAAGAACCCAAAGCCCACGAUGAGCACGGAGCCGGAGGUCGUCCACAGCGGCGGCUGCCACUGCCGGCGCGUGCGCUGGCAGGUGGAGGCGCCGGCGAGCGUGGUGGCGUGGAUCUGCAACUGCUCCGACUGCUCCAUGCGGGGGAACACCCACUUCGUCGUGCCCAAGGACAAGUUCGCGCUCCAGGCCGGCGCCGGCGAUUUCCUCACCACCUACACCUUCGGCACCCACACGGCCAAGCACACCUUUUGCAAGGUGUGCGGGAUCACCUCCUUCUACAUCCCCAGGUCCAACCCCGACGGCGUCGCCGUCACCGCCGCCUGCGUCGGCGCCGGCACCCUGGCGCACGUCGAGUACAGGAAGGCGGACGGGAGGAACUGGGAGCAGUGGAUCGAGGCGAGCGGCAUCUCCGAGUUCUCCAAGCCCAAGGCCGCCGAGUAGGAGGACCUGACCUGGCCCGUGUUCGGUUCAGGAUUUCAGGACUUUCGGUAAUGUGCGUUUCCUGGGAAGAGACGUUUUCGUCGACUACGUAGGCGUCUAUGCGACUUUGUCAAUCUAAAAAUGAUGUGUCGGCUUAGUCUUUUGGAAGUGUGUGUGUGUGCGUGCGUGCAUUUAUAGAGGUGAGUGUAUGUACGUAUGUAUUUUUCCGACAAAGGAUGGAUUUUAUUGGCUCAAAUGAAGCAUCAAGAUGAUACAUCACACUGAAC
Triticum aestivum (bread wheat) is the source of this 873-nucleotide messenger RNA. RefSeq names its product centromere protein V. The record is from RefSeq and is a predicted model, not a curated record. The transcript has 2 exons. Gene Ontology annotation, molecular function: carbon-sulfur lyase activity. Lineage: Eukaryota; Viridiplantae; Streptophyta; Magnoliopsida; Poales; Poaceae. Bases 185 to 607 code for a protein of 140 amino acids.